AUGGAGGCUUGGUUUCAGCUCCAGGAGAACCAAGGCGACUUCUCCUCAGAGAAAUCCUACCCGGUGUACGAUCUGGCCUCGGACCCUGGCUACUUCAGCGCAGGCCUAUCUCCCGCUUCCUCCGAGGAGUCCUUCUCCCCUAACCUGGCGGACGCUUUGGAAUCCUUCUUCUUCAGCGGUCAAGCUCCGACGCCUGCCAAGAAGUCCCGAUCCAGGUACCAGGGCAAGAAGCGGCAAACGGCAAGCGAGCGGGAGAAGUUGAGGAUGAGGGACCUGACCAAGGCUCUACAUCAUUUGAGGUCCUACCUACCUCCUUCGGUAGCUCCCGCGGGACAAACCCUCACCAAAAUUGAGAUCCUGCGCUUGACGGCGCGCUACAUCUCCUUCCUGUCGGCCCAGCUUGGCCUCAGCGAGGAGGUGCUAGAGCACGGAAGGAGACCCUCGGGUCAGGUGGAGACACCUCAAACCCUCAGCCAGUUCCUGGGUCACCAUGAAGCACCUUGCGAUGCAACCACCACCGUCCAGAUGUUCACCCCACACGCUAGCAGUCGGUUUCCGAGCAACACGUCCUUGGAAGCGCCGCAGUACUGGUUGCCACAGCAACAGCAUCACAACUUCUAG
Molecule: messenger RNA, 621 nt
Organism: Corythoichthys intestinalis (scribbled pipefish)
Lineage: Eukaryota; Metazoa; Chordata; Actinopteri; Syngnathiformes; Syngnathidae
Product: mesogenin-1-like
Exons: 2
Coding region: 1-621 (206 amino acids)
Biological process (GO): somite rostral/caudal axis specification; heart morphogenesis; mesoderm formation
Cellular component (GO): nucleus
Molecular function (GO): RNA polymerase II cis-regulatory region sequence-specific DNA binding; protein dimerization activity; DNA-binding transcription factor activity, RNA polymerase II-specific
Source: RefSeq, a predicted model, not a curated record